UGUUCAAUGUGAUUGGUGUCCAAUGGACAUUAAUACGACUGGUAUUCUUUAUACUUUGCCUUAUGCCUUUGAUACAUUCUAUUGUACAGAUGGUAGUCGAUCGAAAUCGACAAGUCUUAACGAUUUGGAUUAUUCAUCUUAUUAUCAAGUACAAACACUUGAACAUAUUCAUCGUAAACAAAAUCUUGGUGAAGUCUUACCACUUUUCUCGUUUCAAUUUCUCAACAUUCGCCAUCUUAAAGUCAUACUUCCGUUCAAUGAUAACUUUUGGUCAGUUAUUCCAACAUUAGAUCGCUUGAUUUCACUUGAUGCAACAUUAAAUCGAGAUCUUGGUUAUCCUCAAUUACAAGCAUUGCUUGAUAGAGCUCCUCGUCUCUAUUCAUUGAGUUUUUGUCAUUUGAAUAACUUCUCAAUGGCAUCAUUCAAUAUCAGUAGUACAUCAAUUCGUCGACUUGAAUUAUUUCAAAAGUUUAGUUAUGGUUUGCGAUAUUUUAAUAGUACAGAAUGUUGUAUUUUGGCUGUUGCUAUAUGGAUGGAUAUAGGUGUGGAUAUGGAUGAAACUCUAGUUAGAUAA
Messenger RNA from Rotaria sordida, 574 nucleotides. Lineage: Eukaryota; Metazoa; Rotifera; Eurotatoria; Philodinida; Philodinidae. The record is from the annotation of a GenBank genome assembly.